Peronospora matthiolae is the source of this 3447-nucleotide messenger RNA. NCBI's taxonomy places the organism in Eukaryota, Oomycota, Peronosporomycetes, Peronosporales, Peronosporaceae. The record is from the annotation of a GenBank genome assembly.
AUGGUCUACGGCUCGCUCUAUCGUCCACGGCAGCCGCCGACGCGACCAAGCGAGACGACGGUCCGCAGUGAGUCGCAGCACACGUCAUCACAGGACGUACCACACUGGUCCACUAACUCGACCGCGAGUGCCGCCAGCGUCGCCCCGGAAGCGUACCUCACAUUUACCGACCAACAACAGGACGCUUUAGUGCACGACGCACGAGCCAAUGCCGCAGCGUUAUUGGUGGACGCGGUAGCGGACGCGGACAAGUGGCAGUUCGUGACUACGCGUGGUCCACUCAAUGUUUACGAAUUACGAGCGGACGCCAUGCAUCGCGUGUCCAGCAUGAUGCCAGCGGACGCGUCCCGUCUGCCCCACAACAUGCACACCAUGCUCGCCACCACGCGCGUGCGGGCGACGCUGGACGAUUUCAUGCGGCUCAUGGCGUCUGCUAAGCGGGACACGUUCCAGAACGUCCAGGCCGCGCUGUUCCAAGAGCGCGUGCAAUUAGCGGACGUGUUUACGAGUUUCGGGAGUCUCCCGAGUGGACGGAGCGGACGGAGCGGACGGAGCUCGUCCACUUCGUCCACCGGGAGCUCCAGUGCUGCUCGAUCACCUCGUCCAGGCACAGAGACGGAGCAAUACGCCAUCAAGUACGUGUCCAUUAAAGGCCGGAACAACCGCUCGCACUCGGGGGCCGCGUUAAGUGCGACGUCAGCGUCCACGUCGCUCAAAUUUGGCGGCAAGAAUCGCCAUCGGGAGCGACAGGCAGCUCGGCUCCAUCACCAUCACCAUCACCAUCAUCAGGGCAAGAAAAAGGGACUCAAGGGAUCGGCAGACAGUGCACAGGAGGAACAAGGACUGACGCUGUGUCUGGCCGAGUACGCGACGAUCCGUCGCGCGCGGCUGCGGGGCCCCAUGGCCCAUAACCAAGCACAGGACUUUGACGAUCCUCGUGUGGGGAUCAUUUCGCAGCACUCGAUCGAAGAUCCCGCGGUGACGCGGUAUUGCAAACCCAUUAUGACGUCUGCAAGUGCUGGCAGCAGCUCGACGACCACGUCCAAGUCAACGUCGACGUCGUCGUCGACGUCGACGUCGUCGUCGUCGUCGUCGUCUUCGCAAGCAGCUGCUGCUGACUUUGCAUUGACCGCAAGAGCUUUGAUGCAGUUUUCUGGUCUGGUUGUGUACCCCGUGGCGUCGUCCGUAGCUGGGGAUAAUGCUCUCGAAGUACUGAUCAAGCUCAGCUGCUACGAUGCAAAUGGCGUCACGAGCACGCGACGACAGAACAUGUUGGCGUACUUGACGGCGUUUCAGCAACUGGAUACCGCGCUGUUGGUCAUGCGACUGCGCGAGUCGCCGUACUUGACGUCGGAGAACUGGGUCAAGUCUCGCAAAAGCUGCUGUGUGUGUCAAGGCAAGUUCUCCAUGUCCCGUCGGAAGCACCACUGUCGUCUCUGCGGUGACGUCGCGUGCUCCAAGUGCUCAGAGGUGCAUCAGAUCAAACUGGGCAAGGCAGGCAAGUGUCCUUUCCGAAUCUGCGUCAACUGCGUGCAUGGAAUGGAUGACAGUCAGCGAUUGAGCAAGGAUCGGACGACUGCGCAGGUUCAGAAUCCAGGUCAACCGCCCAGGACACCAGUGAACAGCAUCAAGGCUCUGCGUCGUCGACUUGGGAGUGGCAAUGUACUACGGAACCCGGAGGAUGAUGAUGAGUACAGUCGAGCGCUGCUGACGAGCUCGAAUAGUGGCGAUGGCUCGGACGUAUAUGGUUCGCGAAGUCUGCUGUCAUCUCACACGUCGGGAAGCGAAGACCGGACGUUGUAUAGUAUGUCGGAAGGCACAACGAACAGCUUCAGCAGUAGUCAUGGCCUCGGUGGUUUUAGCAAAAGCGGCAGCUCCAAGACGCUGAGCAUUCGUGGCAGCAGUCUCGGUGGCAGCUUCUACAAGCCGAGCAAUGCAAGCAACGCGACAACUGUGAGUAGUUCUCGAGGCAGUCGCUUUGAUUACGAGAGCGAGAAUGACGUUGAAGGGAAUGACGGUGGCGGCAAAGACGUGGAUAGCGACACGGAGAAAGCGACGGAAGAGAUUCGACGUCCGUCUCGAGAAGUAGAGAAGGAACCUGAAGUGGACAUGAGCAUGGAUCUUGACUCGAUUGAGGCAAUUGAAGUGGAAUCUGACUGCUCGUCGACACCAUCUUCACCUAGCAGUGUCGUAAUGCAGAGCGAUCAGUUCUAUAAGCGGUUUUCCGAAGUGUCGCUGAUGGAUUUCCACGACUCGGAGUUUGACUUGUCCAUCAAGGGCGGUCUUCCUAGUAGCAGAGGUGGUCGGUUGACGAACAAGUCUGUGCUGGAGAGUUUUGAUUUCGACGACUCCGAGGCUGACGCUGAUUCGGACCGAGAAGACCUGGAUGGUAUCGGCGAAGAGGAGAACGAAGACGACGACGACGACGACGACGAAGAGGAUAUCUGUGACUUUGACAUUCGCGAACUGGAUGGGACUGACCAGGAUGAUAGCCAGGAUGAAGACGAAGACGAUGGCAUGGAAUUUCACGACUCGAACGUCGGGAUCGACUUCAAGUUGCAGGAUCUGAACUUGCAGGAUUACCACGGCCUCGACGAUCUUAAAGAGGGCGACGAAGAGUAUGAUGAGGAGAUUUUGGAAGAGAUUCAUACCGACAUGGUGCUCGGCAGGUCAGGUGCAGAUAUAUCCGUAGGCGAAGCGCGUGCUACUCGUCUUGCAGAGUACGGCAUCAUGGACUCGGGCAAGGAGAACAUUUACGAUCUUGUCGCCAAGCAGGCGGCCCAGCACGCGAGCUGUUCGCUGUCUACGAUCAGUUUCGUGGAUGCCCGACGCGAGUUCAUCAAGUCUAGCUUUGGACUGACACAUGAGCUGAGCGAGGUCCCUAUUUCACACUCGCUCACUGCAGAGAUCAUGCGGCGCUUCCCAGCUGCAAAAGCUCCUGCUGCUCACCGUGGAAGCAGUAGCGGUGGAAACGCCGCCGAGGGUGAUGCUGAGGUUGUGAUCGUGCUGGAUGCAAGGCAAGAUACUGUUCUGUCUACUAAUUUAUUCGUCAGUGAGGCACCCAAGUUGCGGUUCAUCAUGGGUGUGCCGUUCCGAGCACGCGAUGGUAUUGUGCUCGGGGCGCUUAUUGUAGCAGACGCUCAGCCUCGCACAUCAGUGACACCGCGGCAGUGCUCGCUACUGAAAGAUCUGGCUGAGCAGGUAAGUGCCUUGCUCGAGGACUUGUGGACACGGAACCAGGAACGCACCAAGUUAGCCGGUUCGCAGCCUGGUCAGAUGCAUGACAAGCUUGCGGACUUGCUCUCGCAGUCGUAUACCACCGGUUUGCAGAUGCAGCAGAACGAGUUGAAGAUCCUGGAGCAAUCGACGUCAACAUCGGUGAGCUCCACGAUGCAUAAACCGCUGUACACGAAGGACUUUCAGCACAUGCAAAGCGUCGAGUUAUGA